Penicillium oxalicum is the source of this 969-nucleotide messenger RNA. Its product is annotated as phytanoyl-CoA dioxygenase family protein. Bases 1 to 969 code for a protein of 322 amino acids. NCBI's taxonomy places the organism in Eukaryota, Fungi, Ascomycota, Eurotiomycetes, Eurotiales, Aspergillaceae. The transcript has 3 exons. The record is from RefSeq and is a predicted model, not a curated record.
AUGACUAAAAUAGACGGCGAUGGUGUCCUGCCAACGCCUCCUCUGCCGGAGAUUCAUCUAUCUAAACACAACCAUGCAGACUCUGAGACCAUUUCCCGGAUCAUCGAAGCGAUGAAACUGUCGGGGGCAUGUAUUGUACGAAACAUGUUCUCUUCUGCGUCGGUCCAGCAGGUCCAGAAAGACAUCAAAUCCCACAUCGCCGCGGCGGGUAAUUAUGGAGAUGGGACUGAAAGCACUUCGGUGGUGACCGCCCUGCUCAGCAAGUCUGAUGAGUAUGCGACUCACAUGUUACACCACCCUGCCUUCCACGGGGUGAUUAACCAUUUCCUAACCGAGAACAUUGGACCAUGCCAGGUAACCCGUGGCCAGCAAGCCUCUGUGACCAUUCCCCCCCAGAUCGACUCUACGGUAGCAGCCGUGGUGCACCCGGGAGGUGAGCCACACAAUCUUCACCGUGACGAUGUCGACCGGUUCAACGUCCAGCCCUUCGUACCUAAGUACGAGAUGGGCCGGGAUACCAAUGUCGCGAUGUUGACAGCUCUCGAUGCCACAACGCGAGCUAACGGAGCAACUCGCGUGCUGCCCGGCAGCCAUCUGUGGGACUAUAACACACUGAUGCCCCUGCCCGAUGAUGAACGUCUUGUCGACGCCAUCCUCAACCCGGGGGACUCACUGCUGCUGCUCGGAUGUACGCUGCACGGAGCCGGGGCCAACACGACAGAUGCCUCUCGUGCGAUCACCGCGUGUUUCGUCACCCGCGGCCGCUUACGCCAAAUGGAGAAUCAGUAUCUGGCCCACGACCUAGACAAGGUCCGGCAGUUUCCCUUGUGGCUAAAGCGGCUCAUGGGAUUCUCCGUCAUCGCGCCUGCAUGUGGCUGGAUCGAUAAGACAGACCCCUUGCGUAAGAUUGAUCCUCACGCGGGGGAGUUUAUCGAUAUCUGGGACCCAAGUGCAAUGAAGUUUCACUGA